Molecule: messenger RNA, 492 nt
Organism: Malassezia japonica
Lineage: Eukaryota; Fungi; Basidiomycota; Malasseziomycetes; Malasseziales; Malasseziaceae
Gene: UBC2
Product: E2 ubiquitin-conjugating enzyme
Exons: 4
Coding region: 1-492 (163 amino acids)
Biological process (GO): proteasome-mediated ubiquitin-dependent protein catabolic process; DNA repair; protein polyubiquitination
Cellular component (GO): HULC complex
Molecular function (GO): ubiquitin conjugating enzyme activity
Source: RefSeq, a predicted model, not a curated record
AUGUCGACACCGUCCAAAAGGAGGCUGAUUCGCGAUUUUAAGCGCCUUUCCUCCGACCCCCCCGGCGGCAUUUCUGGCGCGCCAUGUGCCGAUAACCUGCUUGUAUGGAAUGCCGUGAUUUUUGGUCCGGCGGAUACGCCGUUUGAGGACGGCACGUUCAAGCUGCUCCUCACGUUUGACGAGUCCUAUCCCAACAAGCCCCCCACUGUGAAAUUUCUCAGCAAAAUGUUCCACCCGAAUGUCUACGCGAAUGGCGAGCUCUGCUUGGACAUUCUCCAAAACCGCUGGAGCCCGACCUAUGAUGUCGCGGCGAUCCUGACCAGUAUCCAAAGCCUGCUACACGAUCCCAACCCAAACAGCCCCGCCAAUGCAGAGGCCGCCUCUCUAUACCGCGAAAACAUGAAGGAAUAUGUCCGUCGUGUGAAGCUCACUGUGGAGCAAAGUUGGAUUGACGAAAGCGAAGAGUCUACCCCGGCACCGGCUGCGGACUAG